AUGACAUUUUUCAUAACUUCUGCAAUAGUGCUUCUUUUCAUGUUCUAUACGGAACUGUCUGUGACUUAUGCAAAAUCUUUUUACUGCAAAAUAUUAUGUUUGGACGCAUUGCUUCAAUGUCAUCUGUUCACUGAACCUGGUUUCGGAGUAGCUCGCAAAGUAGAAGAAUCUGAUGAAGAGAAGUUCUAUCGGUUCCUAUUUGGGAAGGAACUUUCAAUGCGAUCUAUAAUUCUAAAUCCGAUUUCAGUGUUAUCAGCAACUCUGGAGGCUUGUUAUCAAAUAUCCGACAUUCGAUUGUCCAAGACUCUGUAA
This is a messenger RNA of Necator americanus (New World hookworm), 312 nucleotides long. RefSeq lists its product as uncharacterized. The coding region runs from base 1 to 312 and encodes 103 amino acids. NCBI's taxonomy places the organism in Eukaryota, Metazoa, Nematoda, Chromadorea, Rhabditida, Ancylostomatidae. The record is from RefSeq and is a predicted model, not a curated record. The transcript has a single exon.